ACUUUUAACUCGAAGCGACGGACGAACUGUUUCACACUCUGAGCUAAAUGCUAACAAACUACAAUGAACCCGGACUCGAGAACACGCUGAGCCGCUCGCGCCACAUCAAACUUCAGAGAGCGGACUGUACCAUUGUAGAAAAAAGCGUAGGGGGGUGGAGAAAGAACGCGAGAGAGACUUUGGCUCCGUCCAAAACAGCACACUGUUGUUUUACAGAAGUAUGAUGAAUUAGUACGCAGCCAAAGAGGCUCACUCAUAUGGCACACUUUGUAGUGCGGUAGUGUGCGGUUUUAGACCUAACCUCUGAUUUCCGCCGUGGUCCCGCCUCGGCUCGCGUGAGGAAACGGGACUAUUUGCGGAAUAUAAAAGAUGAACAAACUCCGGUUUACGUUAUGCAACACUCGCUCUCUGUUGACUACUGUCGCGUGACGCGCGUGCAGACUUUAUGGCACAGUUUCGCGCAUAAAUCUUCGGUGUCCGUGCGUGCCCGUGCUCAGCGCGUGUCCCGCCGUGUGUUGUGUUGGGCUUCACUUCGUGUCCCGAGCUCCGGUGUGUGCGCGCGAGGCGCAGCCUGUGUCUCUCCCCAUCUCCUCUACUGGUCUCCGCGAGCGUCUGCACACAGCCAUGGCCGGAGACGGUACGGAUCAGCGCGCGCUGCAGUACGAGCAAACUUUGAUGUAUGGACGCUACACACAGGACCUGGGUGUGUUUGCAAAAGAAGAAGCCGCGCGUUUGAGGGAGGAGGCGGUGUUCAGACGUCUGGUGACGGAGAGAAGCCGAUCGCUCGAGCUCCUCGAGUACGAAAAGAGCCGCUGUGCCAAGUGCAGGAUCUGUACAGUUCAUUGUCAGAAGUUCCUGAUCUCACGUGUGGGGGAGGAUUGGAUCUUCCUCAUCCUGCUCGGACUCGUCAUGGCCCUCGUCAGCUUCGUCAUGGACUUCUGUAUCGCCAUCUGCCUUCAAGCUCAGAAGUGGAUGUACGGAGGUUUGGAGGGUAACAUGGUCCUGCAGUACCUGGCGUGGAUCACAUACCCUGUAGUUCUCAUCAGCUUUUCCGCCGGCUUCACACACAUCGUAGCACCUCAGGCUGCCGGUUCUGGUAUCCCCGAGAUGAAGACCAUCCUGAGGGGCGUGGUGUUAAAGGAGUACCUCACCCUCAAAACCUUUGUCGCCAAAGUCAUUGGCCUAACAUGUGCACUGGGCAGUGGGAUGCCCCUGGGCAAGGAGGGUCCAUUUGUGCACAUUGCAAGUCUGUGUGCUGCACUGCUUUGCAAGUUCAUGUCACUCUUCGGCGGAAUUUACGAGAAUGAAUCACGGAACAUAGAAAUGUUGGCUGCUGCGUGUGCUGUAGGUGUUGGUUGCUGCUUUGCAGCCCCCAUCGGAGGCGUGCUCUUCAGCAUUGAGGUCACCUCCACGUUCUUCGCUGUGAGGAACUACUGGCGUGGGUUCUUCGCUGCUACCUUCAGUGCCUUCAUCUUCAGAGUGCUGGCUGUGUGGAACCGAGACGAAGAAACCAUAACUGCUCUCUUCAAGACUCGUUUCCGCCUGGACUUUCCCUUUGACCUUCAGGAACUGCCGGCCUUUGCUGUUAUUGGGAUAGCGAGUGGUUUCGGCGGCGCUCUAUUCGUUUAUCUGAACAGACUCAUCGUCCAGUUCAUUAGGAAGCAGAAGGUGAUCAACAAGUUCCUCAUGAAGAAGCGUCUUCUGUAUCCUGCCCUCGUCACCCUCCUGAUCUCCACAUUGACGUUUCCUCCUGGAUUUGGACAGUUCAUGGCAGGCCAGCUGACCCAGAAGGAGUCUCUGGUGACGUUGCUGGACAACCACACGUGGGCAAAGCAGGGCAUCGCUGAGGAGUUUGAGUACGACGGUCACGCUGCAGCCUGGAAGCACCCUCAGGUCAACGUCUUCGUCACGCUCGUCAUCUUCAUUGUGAUGAAAUUUUGGAUGUCGGCUUUGGCCACCACCAUCCCCGUACCCUGUGGUGCUUUCAUGCCCGUCUUUGUGAUCGGUGCUGCUUUCGGCCGGUUGGUAGGUGAGAGCAUGGCUGCUUGGUUUCCUGAAGGGAUUCACUCAGACGGUGUUGUGUAUUCAAUUGUACCAGGAGGAUAUGCUGUAGUGGGUGCGGCGGCCUUAUCCGGAGCCGUAACACACACCGUGUCCACAGCAGUGAUCGUGUUCGAGUUGACGGGACAGAUCAGUCACAUUCUCCCUAUAAUGAUCGCCGUUAUAUUAGCCAAUGCCGUGGCUCAGAGCCUCCAGCCUUCGAUUUACGACUCCAUCAUACGCAUCAAAAAACUACCGUACCUGCCAGAGCUCGGCUGGGGACACCACGAGAAAUAUAACAUUCGUGUGGAGGACAUCAUGGUGAGAGACGUGAGGUUCAUCACGCUGAACUGCACUUACAGAGACCUGCAUGAUGUCCUGCUCACCGAGCGACUCAAAACACUCGCGCUGGUCGAGUCCUCGGAGUCGAUGAUUUUAUUGGGCUCGAUUGAGCGCGCUCAGUUGCAGGCGCUGCUGUCCAUUCAGCUCGGCCGGCCGCGGAGACUCGAGUUCCUCCGGCAGCGCUCCCAGAGCGAGAAGAAACACUCGGACACACACAGCAGCGAGGAGAAUGUGCACAAGGUCAACCAGGAAGUCCGCUUCCAGAUCUCUACUGAGGAAUCCUCGUUCACUCCUCCUAGCUCCAUCUCACAAAAACCACUAAAACCUGCACUGAAGAGACAAUCAGUUGUGGAUAGAGGCUCACAGAUACCUUCAAGACAGGACUCGGGCAUCGCCUUAAAAAGCCUCUUCUGCGCCCACCCAGAUACUGAAGGGGCGGAGGAGGAAGGCAUGGAGGAUGACAUGACCAUGAGAGAGAUCGCUGAGUGGGAGGAGCAACAGCUUGACGAGCAGGUCAACUUCAACAACUGUAAGAUCGACCCCGCCCCCUUUCAGCUGGUGGAGCGCACCUCACUGCACAAGACGCACACCAUUUUCUCUCUGUUGGGUUUGGACCACGCUUACGUCACCAGCAUCGGACGCCUCAUAGGGGUCGUAUCACUCCGGGAGCUGCGUAAGGCCAUCGAGGGUUCGGUGACGGUGAAGGGGGUGAAGGUGCGCCCCCCGCUGGCCAGCUUCAGGGACAGCGGUACCAGCAGCAGUGACACCGAAGUGACCGAGCUUCACAAACUGUGGAACCGCCACACCAACAUGACGUUGCCGAGCGACCACCAGCCCUCCGACUCGGACGAGAAAUCCCAGUGAAAAACAACGAAAACAAAGGGAGGAUGGAUGAAAGGGGUUGGAUAAGACUCGUAAUUAAUUUGUGAAUUUUUUUUUUUUUUUUUUUUUCUUUCUCUACGAAAGCUGAAGACAUGCACACUUCUGGGGGUUUUUUCUGGAAAGUUCUGUAUUCAGGUCGCUUGGUGAGCUCUUGGCGAAGUGGAUUUUAAACUCCUUAUCUUUCACAUCCUGCCUCUUCUGCACUGAUUUCGAUUUCCUAGUUUCGAAAAAAAGGGACGUACUAACGCUAACACUUCCUGAAUUCGAACAAUUUCAGACAAAACUGCGUGGUUGCUUUUCCACAGAUUCUGUUCUUCUCUCGUUCUUCCUCCAGUCUUUGAUCUUCCAGUCUUUUUUUUUUUUUUUGCAUUUUUAUACAGAGUCUUCCUAUAACAAGCAUCUUGAUGCUAGUUAGAGAUACCAAGUGAUAUUUAGCGAUAUUUACGCUGUUUUUAACGAGCGCUUUUAAAUGUCACGCCCACAUACGCACCUUUUUUCUUUGUUUUCUUUAUAAACUAAAAGGUCGACACUGCGUUUGUUGUAUAAUUUAUUCUUAAUUGCCGAUUAACGAUCGUAAUUAUCGGUUGUCCGUCUUGUACACUAACCACUCGUUUAAUUUUAAAUUCCAACGCAGUUAUCGAAAACAGAGAUUUAAUGCCGUUCUCAUUAACCAUGAUGCACUUUGCUGUAAAAAAAAACAAAACAAAACAAAACAAAUUCUCUCUCGGGAGUUGGUUUUGGUGAUUGUUCCAAAAUUCACUACAAUCAACAAAGUUCAUAAAAGGACUAUAAACUAUUCAAUUCUACACUGAUUUAUUUUGUCAGUUUCGAUGUAUUUAUAAAAUUAUUCUCGUUUGAAAACGCUAAAGAUUGGCGUCCAAGCUGAGCUUCCAACUUCUGGUUUUGGGGGGGGGGGGGGGUUCCAUGAAUUUAACAUUCCAGUCUGUUGUACAUAUCCCAGUUUGAACACUGAUAGAUCCUUCUGUUGGGUCUGAAGAACCUAAGGUUCCAAUUUCCAGAUAUGUUCCUCAAGGAACCUGUCUGCAUCUCAUCAUCUCAUCAGAGCAGACUCAGGUCUUUCAUAUGUUGGGUCAAAUGCUCUUACUUCCUGCUGAAUAUUCCCCGUAUAUAAGCUUUGUAGCAUCUCAUGUGACCUUCUUUUGGGUCUGAAGAAUCUAAGGUUCCUUUGAUAUGCUCAUCAAGGAACCUGUCCAUGUCUCAUCAUCUCAUCAGAAUAGAACCACAGAUUCUGGUUGGUUGUUAAUGUAUUGGCUCAAAUUCUCUUACUUCCUGCUGAAUAUUCCUUGUGUAAGUUUUCCAGCAUCUCACAGGACCUUCUGUGAGCUUGUAAUAUCUGCAAGCACCUCCACAUUUUUGACAUGCUUGCCAGAGUAGAACCUGGACAUUCCGAUCCAGUCACACAUUUAAUAAGGCAACUAUCCAGCACGAUGUUGGAGUCGACGUCAUGCUGAAUAGUUGCCUUAUUAAGUGCAUCAUAAGGACCUAAUGUUCCGCUUUCCCAAGGAACCUGUACACGCAGAAUCUAGUCAUACAUAUCCCGUAUCCUGAUUAAUAUCUUUCUUAUGGAGCUGGUGUAAGAUCUCGAGCAUCUGAUUGGACCUUCUGCGUGUUUAGUCUGGAGAUAAAAACCUAAAUGUUCAAAUAUGUUCCUCGAAGAACCUACAGCAGAACCUAGUCGUUCUCGUUCUAGGUCAAACAGUCGUAUUUCCUGCCGAAUAUUUGACUUGUAAUAUUCUUGAAGAAUCCAGAAUAAGUUACAGAAUACCUGGUAUGAAUGAUUCUGAUGAUCAAAGAUUCCAUCUUCUCAGUUUCUUUCUCAAAUAACCAGUCUACAGUUUGGUCACCUCAUCCAAAAAGGAACGGAAUUGGUUGGUUGCCAGGUCCUUGUCUGUUCCUGUAGGAACCGGUUCACAUUUUUGACUCGGACAUUCAUACUUGGACUCGGAUCUCCAGCAUCAUAUAAAAUGGGCUGUAAGUACCUGUGGUUCUCAGAUCCCACUUUAUUUCUUGAGGAACAUCAGCAUAUCCAUGUUUUGCUUCUUCUCAUCGGAGCAUAAUAUUCAGGACAGUCACCUCCUGGGUUAGACACCUUCUCCUUCCUGUAUAGUCAUCUCAUAUAUCUCAUGUAAGAUCUGCUAUAGUUCCAUUUAUUGUUUUGCAAGGGUUCUCAGAUCCCAAACAGUUCCUCGAGGAACCCUGUCCAUGUCUUGGUUGACUCGCAAGAGCCGAUUCUCAUCGUUCACGUCCUGGAGUCAGCUGCUUCCUGCCGAAUAAUGCCUGGAUGCAUAUUUUCUCAUUUCUUAAAGUCUUAAUGUUUCCAGAUUUUUCAAGAGAGUGUUCAUCACAUCCACAUCCACAACAUGAUAUUCCAACUGAAUCUGGACCUCGUUCCUGGAUCUUGUACCCUGUGGAGUUCCUUCACCCUCGGAUCUAAUAUUCAGACACUCCUGGUAGUCUUAAGUAGCCGGAUACCCUUAGAUCAGACGUGGAGUCGGAGUCUGAUGGUGACGGACCUUCAGGAUCCCCUAGUUUGGGUAUCUAUGAUCUGGUAGCGCUUUUCCACCAGUCAGUGUAGCUCAGGUCUGCCAGUUUAUCAUGAUCCUAAAUUUGGUUCCCUUUUCUGUUCAGAUACCAUGUGAGCCAGGAGCGGGAAAUAUGGGUGGGGCUAGAAAUGGUGCAGAGCGCUGAUUGGCCAAAGACCUUGAUCAUUAAUUUCAUGCUUUAGAUUUGUAUUUGAUUUAUUUCCCUGCAGUAAUUCUUUGCAUUUCGCUGACACUUGGCAUGAUUUUUACAUUUGGUUCCUGUACCCGGUGUAAAUCUUGCCCUCUAUUCACUAUGCAUGCUGCCUACAUAGGGUACAACCUAACGGUGCUGUUUAUCCUACCUAGUGCAUUACGGUCACAGUAGUAUGCCUUUUUGAGAUCAGUCGAGGGAAAAUGAACAGCGCUUUGUUUUUUCACGAGUUUGCACCGUCUCCCUUCGCUGAGAUUAAAGUAUUGGCGCCCCCGUUGUCUUCCGUGUGGAUUUCGGCAUUGAAAUAAAUGAGCUGUGUCUAGGUCUGAGUAAUUUGUACUACAGUAGCUUUAUGGGCGGGGGGCGGGGGGGGGGGGGGGGUUGCAUCAAAGAAAAUGGACUCGUAUUGGUCAAUUUUCACACUUUUUAAAAAAAACAAAACAUUUUAUAACUAGUCUCCCCCGACAACCUUCACUGAAGCUCCUCCUGCUUUCACAGCUAAAGAUAUCGACAGGUAUUUGACCAGGACGUGUUUAGUCCGAGGUUUGGAUCAGGAACUGAGCCUUGCUUUACCAUCAGGUGGGAAAUUGCCGAUAGUAGGGAUGCAUCAAUAAAAAAAAAAAACUUUAGACUAAGUACAAGUAUGAAUACAUCUUUGGUACUCGACAACACAGAAAUGAGUAACCUACUUAGUAUUAAUCAAUCAGGGAUAUCGUGUAACAUUUUAUUCAGCUCUGUUUUUAUGUUUCCACGAUUUACAUAGUGGCCAUGAAAAUUGAACGUGUGCGUGUCUACGCGCAUACGCUACUAGACUCCUUCUUUAUAACAUUAGCUGGUUGAUUUUAAAAGAAGAAGCACAUUAGCUAGCUAAAUUAGUUAGCUCGGAUCAUGUAGGGUUGCAUUUCAGGUCAUCUGUUCCUCAGCGUACACUAGGAUUAGGUCACAAGGUACCACGUGGUAUCAGAUGUUUGUAUCGGAGGGUUUUUACAAGUACGAGCAUAUCGGUAUCGUUAUCGGUGCAUCUCUAGUUGUUGAGGAUGUGAAGCGAGGACCGGAUUCUAACGAACAGAAUCUUAACUGCACGCCUUAAUAAACGUCUGAGUUUGUACAAUAAAUAAGUCUUUUUGCAUGUUGGAGAGUUCGUCAAAUCGACGACGGCCAAUCUUCAAGUGUUUUACAGUAUUUUUGAAAUGUACAUUUCUAAACAAGUCUUCUAGAACAAAAAAACGGAGAUGGACGCUCUUCUUUCCUCAUCAUCUUAUCUGUCGUUGUGGAUGUUUUCGUCAUUAUCCAGUGCGUAAUGUAUUCAUAUUGUGGGGUUUUUUGUAUUGUGUUGGGGUUUUUGUUUGUUUAAUCGGUUAAGCUGAUUUUAAUGUUGAUUCUUGAUCCUGACAACUGUCCAUCAUUCUCCCUCUGGCCAAUACGCUCGGGUGUGGGUGAGUGGAAGGCGGGGUUUGCCUCCUUUUUUUUUUUUCCUUUUUUAUACAGAGCACCUUAUAGCUAUGAUUUAUCAUUUUGGGUUUAGAGAUUUAAUAUAUUUGCCUCUUAACAUAUCAGUACUGGAACGAUCGCGUAUUAACGUAAGAUCUGAUCAAACUUUGUUUGUUUGUUUGUUUGUUUGUUUAUGACUCCAGUUCCGACAGGGAACCAUAUUACCAAUGUGCUAGAUAGCAUUGCCCUGAAACUCUUGAGUGAAUGUUAACUUUUGUCUGACGAAGUGCCUAAAAACAUCUCAAAUGUGAUUAUUGUUUUAUUUUUAUUUUUUUUUUGAAAGUGUUGUAGAUUUAUUCACACUGAUACACGCACAUGAUGUUGAUUUAGUAUUUUAUUAUUUUAUUUUUACACUCCUCAUUACUCAUACUUUAUUUCGGGUAACCAUAGCAACCUAUUCUCAUCCUUUAUCAUAACAACAAGACAAAAAAAAAAAAUCAUGAUCAGACUUUUAUUUAUUUCUUGAGUUGUCGUUUGUGUUUUCGUCUCACUUGUUUCAAAUCACAAGUGCAUAUUUAUUAACAAUCACCUGAAGAGAAAUCGAUCGAGCAGAGCAACAGGAUUUAUAUAUAUAUAUAUAUAUAUAUAUA
Ictalurus punctatus (channel catfish) is the source of this 8099-nucleotide messenger RNA. It is a transcript of the gene clcn2c, whose product is annotated as chloride channel 2c. Gene Ontology annotation, cellular component: membrane. Gene Ontology annotation, molecular function: voltage-gated chloride channel activity. The coding region runs from base 625 to 3246 and encodes 873 amino acids. Lineage: Eukaryota; Metazoa; Chordata; Actinopteri; Siluriformes; Ictaluridae. The transcript has 23 exons. The record is from RefSeq and is a predicted model, not a curated record. Gene Ontology annotation, biological process: transmembrane transport; chloride transport.